Molecule: messenger RNA, 1275 nt
Organism: Cryphonectria parasitica EP155
Lineage: Eukaryota; Fungi; Ascomycota; Sordariomycetes; Diaporthales; Cryphonectriaceae
Product: family 7 glycoside hydrolase
Exons: 2
Coding region: 1-1275 (424 amino acids)
Biological process (GO): carbohydrate metabolic process
Molecular function (GO): hydrolase activity, hydrolyzing O-glycosyl compounds
Source: RefSeq, a predicted model, not a curated record
AUGACGCUUUUCAAGCAGCUUCUCCCCGCUGCUCUACUACCAGCUCUGGCAGCAUGCCAGCAGAUCGGUACAGCAGUCCCGGAAGUCCAUCCGAAGCUGCCAACUUACCGCUGUACCAACCAAGGCGGCUGUGUUCAGCGCGACACCACCAUUGUGCUGGACGAAUUCUAUCGCAAUAUACACGAUGUGAAUAACACGGCCAUCAGCUGCGGAACCUACGCAGCGCUGAAUACGACGCUCUGCCCCACAGCCGAAGCAUGUGCUGAGAACUGCGCCCUAGAAGGGAUCGACUAUGCCGCCAACGGGGUGCAGACGGACGGGGAUGCAAUCAUCAUGAAUCAAUUUAUCAAGCUGCCUAAUGGCACAUACGACAGUGUCGGACCGCGGGUGUAUCUGCUCGACAUCGGAGAGGAGGACUAUGAGUUGUUCCAGAUGCUGGAUAUGGAGAUCAGCUUUGAUGUGGACCUUUCCAAGCUCGUCUGCGGCAUGAACGGCGCGCUGUACUUGACCGAGAUGGAAGCCAGCGGUGGCCGAAGCGCCCUGAACCCGGCGGGCGCCUCGUACGGGACGGGCUACUGUGAUGCGCAAUGCUCGAGGUUGGCCUGGAUCAACGGAGUGGCAAACGUGAAUGAGACCCACGGUUCCUGCUGCAAUGAGAUGGACCUCCUCGAGGCCAACGCCCUCGCGCAGGCCAUGACGCCGCACCCGUGUAACACCAGCGGCGUAUACCUCUGCACCUCGGACGACGAGUGCGGACAGGCGGACGGCGUGUGCGACGAGUGGGGGUGCGGGUGGAACCCGUACGUGUAUAACGUCACGGACUUCUACGGCCCUGCGGCCAACGACACCAUCGACACGAAGCGCGUGUUCACCGUCACCACGCAGUUCAUCACGGACGACGGCACGCCUGAUGGGACGCUCAUCGAGAUCCGGCGGCUGUGGGGUCAGGACGGGCGGAUUCUCAAGAACGCCGUCGUCUCCACGGGGGACGGCUUCACGGGCAGUGUCAUGGACGAUGCGUACUGCAAUGCGACGGCGUCGUGGACACAGGAGAGGGGCGGACUGGCUGGCAUGGGAGAUGCGCUGGGGCGGGGGAUGGUCCUCAUCUUUAGUAUCUGGGAUGAUACGGGGGGCUACAUGAACUGGCUGGACGAAGGCAGCGCGGGGCCAUGUAAUGCCACGGAGGGGAACCCGGCGCUGAUCGAGGAGUACUACCCUGGCGUGCAGGUCAAGUUUGAGAAGAUACGCUAUGGGGAGAUUGGGUCGACUUUUUGA